This is a messenger RNA of Gastrolobium bilobum, 2785 nucleotides long. RefSeq names its product probable methyltransferase PMT5. Gene Ontology annotation, cellular component: cytoplasm. The transcript has 8 exons. Lineage: Eukaryota; Viridiplantae; Streptophyta; Magnoliopsida; Fabales; Fabaceae. Gene Ontology annotation, molecular function: methyltransferase activity. Bases 527 to 2386 code for a protein of 619 amino acids. The record is from RefSeq and is a predicted model, not a curated record.
UAAGGGAAGAAAGAGAAAAAUGCCAAGUUGCAAAGGGAAAGGAAGGUUGCAAAUUGCAAUCCAAACAAUUUGGACCCAACCGGAAAAGGCGUUCUUCUUCACCACUAUUCGGAAUUGCUUUCUGAAUCAAUCUCACUCUCUUCUUCACCAAAACCCUAAUUCUCCAUUUUCGUCUCUGAAUUCACGCUUCUGUGGCUUUGAUCGGAUCUGGAAUGCGUUUUCAAAUUGGAAAAUCGGUUCUGCUUGAUUGAUUCAAUUGUGCAGGCGAUCUGAUCGAUCGAUUGGUCAUUCCUUCGAUUAGCAUUGCUCGAUCGUGUCUUCAUUAACCUUUGCGAUUCAGUGUGUGAAUCUGCACUUGGAUUUCCUCUUUCAAUGGCAUGAGGUGUUGUUUCAAUGCUUGCAGGGAUAGCGAGGAUUCAUGGUGCUACGGUAGGUUAUGGUUGGAGAGUUAGGGUUGGCGUAGUUUACUGUUUAGCGUGGUUUUGAAUCCUUGUGUGAAAACAGUGCCAGUUUCACGAUUUUGGACAUGAGAAGCUCCUGGUUCAAUAAAUUGUACAUAAUUAUUGGCCCUAAACCGCCACUUAGCUGGUUAAUAUUGAGCCUGCUUAGUCUUGUCGCUUUAAUUACGGUGUUAGGUUCUUCGUCUUCGAAUACCAUUGAUUCAGCACCUCCUAAUCCAGCAUCUCUCAUAUACACAACCUACAGAAGGAUAAAAGAGCAAGCAGCUGUUGAUUAUUUGGAUUUAAGGUCUGUAUCAAAUGGUGGCACGAGGCAAAAGGAACUUGACCUUUGCGGCAAGGAAAUGGAAAACUUUGUGCCUUGCCACAAUGUCACUGCGAAUUUGUUGUCGGGGUUUAAAGAAGGUGAGGAGUUUGAUCGGCAUUGCGAACAGUUGAGGGAAGUGGAGAGGUGUUUGAUUCGUCCUCCCAAGGAAUACAAGAUUCCCUUGCGGUGGCCGAGUGGCAGGGAUAUUAUAUGGAGCGGGAAUGUGAAGAUAACUAAAGAUCAAUUUCUUUCUUCUGGAAGUAUGACCAAAAGGUUGAUGCUACUUGAAGAGAAUCAAAUUGCCUUUCACUCAGAGGAUGGAUUGAUCUUUGAUGGCGUGAAAGAUUAUUCUCGCCAACUUGCAGAGAUGAUAGGGUUAGGAAGCGACUCUGAGCUUCCUCAAGCUGGUGUUCGAACUAUACUGGAUAUUGAUUGUGGAUUUGGUAGCUUUGGAGCUCAUUUGUUGUCACUGAAAAUAAUGGCGGUUUGUAUGGCGGCAUAUGAGGCAACUGGUAGCCAAGUUCAAUUGUCUCUUGAGAGAGGCCUUCCUGCUAUCAUUGGAAACUUUAUUGCAAGGCAGCUUCCCUAUCCAUCAUUAUCAUAUGAUAUGGUUCAUUGUGCUCAGUGUGGCAUCAUUUGGGAUGAAAAAGAUGGAAUGUUCCUCAUAGAAGUUGACCGUGUUCUUAAACCUGGAGGAUAUUUUGUUUUAACCUCACCCACAAGCCGCUCACAGGGUUCAUCACGGGAGAAAAAGAGAAGCAUAUUGAACCCAAUGGAAGAACUGACCCAGCAACUUUGUUGGACUCUUCUAGCUCAGCAAGAUGAGACUUUUAUCUGGCAGAAGACUGCUGAUGUUGAUUGUUAUGCAUCUCGUAAGCAGCGUGCCAUACAGCUAUGUAAAGAAGGGGAUGAUGCUCAAUCAUAUUAUCAACCUCUUGUACCAUGUAUAAGUGGGACCUCUAGCAAGCGCUGGAUUGCAAUACAAAACAGAUCUUCUGGAUCUGAAUUAAGCUUAUAUGAGCUUAAAAUUCAUGGAAAGUAUUCAGAAGAAUUUUAUGAAGACUUACAAUUUUGGAGAUCAGCUGUCAAGAAUUAUUGGUCAUUGCUUACACCGCUAAUUUUCUCUGACCAUCCAAAGAGACCUGGAGAUGAAGAUCCACUGCCUCCAUAUAACAUGAUACGGAAUGUUAUGGACAUAAAUACUAAUUAUGGGGGUUUGAAUGCUGCCCUGCUGGAUGAGAAAAAAUCAGUAUGGGUAAUGAAUGUUGUUCCUGCCAGGACUUCUAAUGCACUUCCUCUUAUACUGGAUAGAGGUUUUGCUGGUGUUAUGCAUGAUUGGUGCGAACCUUUCCCCACCUACCCCCGGACAUAUGAUAUGCUUCACGCAAAUGGACUUCUCUCGCAUCCCUCUUCAGAGAGGUGCAGCAUGAAAGACUUAUUCUUGGAGAUGGAUAGGAUACUGCGUCCAGAGGGAUGGGUCAUCCUUUCUGAUACAAUGGGAGCUAUAGAGAUGGCUCGCACGCUUGCAACACAAGUACGUUGGGAAGCAAGGGUAAUUGACCUUCAGAAUGGCAGUGACCAGCAGCUACUUGUUUGCCAGAAACCAUUUCUGAAAAAAUAAUUUAUUGAGUACUAGUAUUUCUCACCAAGGCAGAUGAACACAAUUUUUUUGCUCUGGUAAUUCCUCUAAAUCUUUUUCUAAAGUGGGUAUCAUUUUCUUGUUUCCGUUAAACUAGGUAGCAUUUAAUUUGGUAUAAAAUUAAACUUUAUGGAUGCAAUAGAUAAUGGUGUUUAUGUUGAUUGCCAUGAAUCAGUUCCACCAAGUUUGUGAAUUUAAUUCACCUAUAGCAUACAACUGAAAUAAUUUUUCAUUGUCUCUAGUAUUUCAGAGAAUGGAUUAUUUAGUAGGCACAUCUUGUAUAUAUACAGAUCAGAGCCUUGACGUUUUCCAUAUUUUCAACAACUGGGUCAGGAGAUUGAGGAAGUUGUAGAUUGUGAAGAUUUAUAUUCAAUUUAGCUA